AUGGCCACUCCAAGCUCCGCUGGACUGCCAGAGUCCAGAGUCCUCAUUAUCGGCACUGGAGGCACGAUAUGCAUGCAGCAAGGCCCUGAUGGUCUCCAGCCCAGCGGUGACUUCUUAGAGUCCGCCAUGGCGCCAAGACCGACCUUCAACGACAUGUCUACCCCACGAGUCACCUUACCAGCAGUGCACAAGGGCAAGCAAAUCUCAAUCCCCAGCCUGCGCACCCCUCCCACAGCCUACCAGCGCCAUGUCCGCUACGGCAUCGUCGAGUUCAGCCCGCUCCUCGACUCCUCCUCCAUGAACGCCCAGGACUGGGCCGACAUCGCCAUCUCCGUCAAGGAGAACUACCACCUCUACGACGGCUUCGUCAUCCUCCACGGCACCGACUCCCUCGCCUACACCGCCUCCGCCCUCUCCUUCAUCAUGUCCAACCUCGGCAAGCCCGUCAUCCUCACCGGCUCCCAGGCCCCCAUCUUCGCCCUCCAGUCCGACGCCGUCGGCAACCUCCUCGGCUCCCUCAUCAUCGCGGGCACCUUCGUCAUCCCCGAGGUCGGCCUCUUCUUCCACCACAAGCUCUACCGCGGCAACCGCACCACAAAGGUCUCCGCCGCCUCCUUCGAGGCCUUCGCCAGCCCCAACUGCGAGCCCCUCGCCAAGGUCAACGGCCUGGGAAUCGAGGUCAACUGGCCCCUGACCUUCCGCCCGACCACCAUCGCCGAGUUCGACAUCCUCGCCAACAUCGACACCACCCACGUCGCCUGUCUCCGCGUCUUCCCGGGAAUCAAGCCCGAGAUGGUCGACGCCGUCCUCCGCCUCCCCGACCUCCGGGGGCUCAUCCUCGAGACCUUCGGCAUGGGCAACGUCCCCGGCGGCUCCGACGGCCAGCUCACCAGGGUCCUCCGCGAGGCCAUCGACCGCGGCGUCAUAAUCAUCAACGUCUCCCAGUGCGUCUCGGGUUUCGUCUCCCCCGUCUACGCCGCGGGGACCCAGCUCGGCCGCGCCGGCGUCAUCUUCGGUCUCGACCUCACCGUCGAGGCCGCCCUCACCAAGCUCUCCUACCUCCUCGCCCUCCCCAACCUCUCCAGGGACGACAUCACCGCCCACCUCUCCCGCUCCAUCCGCGGCGAGAUGACCGAGACCCCGCGCAUGACCUUCUCCCACCCGGGCAGCUCCAUCGACGACGCCGCCGCCAAGCUCUCCCCCGCCGAGGCCGCCUUCGCCGCCCUCGGCUACGCCAUCCAGCAGGACAACAUCGAGGCCGUCCUCGACCUCCUCGACGGCGAUGGCCGCAACCUCAUCAAGCAGGCCGACUACGCUGGUAACACUGCCAUUCACCUCGUCGCCGUCUCCGGCAACGCCGACAUCAUGCGUGCACUCCUCCAGCGUGGCGCCAGCGUCCACGAGCGUAACCGUGCGAAUAUCUCCCCGCUCCUGCUUGCGACCCUGUCAGGGAAUGAUGCUUGUGCUCAGUUGCUUAAGACUGCCGGUGCGCACAUGACAAGUGAAGAGCUUGAGAGAAAGCUGUCUAAUUGA
This is a messenger RNA of Clonostachys rhizophaga, 1533 nucleotides long. NCBI's taxonomy places the organism in Eukaryota, Fungi, Ascomycota, Sordariomycetes, Hypocreales, Bionectriaceae. The record is from the annotation of a GenBank genome assembly.